AAGGAUGGUGUAAUUAAUUAUUGUGUCCUAUGUGAAAAACUAAUUCUAACUCCGCUCAUAAGAGACAAGAUUAAGUCGUAGCAAAAGAACUCUAAGCAACGCACAGUCUAAAGUUUAAUCGUUUGGCAUCAAAAACUAAUUCUGUUGACGUAAAAAUGCAUGAUUAAUUCCCAUAGAGCCUUGGGAUGAUCUAGGGUGAUAUAUAUAUAUUGUGCGUGACGCAAUAAUCCAAAGCACAUAGUGAGAAACAUAAUAAGGACACCUCGUGGGCUCCACAAGCACAAUGACAAAGCCAAGCACGCCAUCCUCUAAAAUAUUUAUGCGAGGGUGAAAUUGGUGAUCUUUCUUAUGCAUCUCCCCUCUCAAAUCCCCUCAACCUUGGGCCACUCCUUCAAUCAGACCUCAAACUUUUAUCCUUGAGAAUUUCAAACGCACGGCGAAGACAAAACUCUUACCUUUGGACCUUAGCGACCCCACAAUCCAAAGGAUCCUCCGCCAACUUUGGAUUCUCAACUAUAUAAGCAACACCAAGGCCAACUUUGCUCAAAGAAAUUUGGAGGCAAAAAUUUAAUAAAACAAAACAAAACAAAACACAAGAUGACCACUCUCUCCCUAACUCUCUCCUACACAACCAAAUGCUCGUCACACAAGGACAGUGAGCAUAAAGGCCUUAAGCCUAACAAGAGCUCGGUCAAAUUGAAUGGCUUCUCCUCCAGCAACAAGGCGGUAGAGGGCGGCGUAAAUUUCUCCGCGAAUGUUGCCACGUCACCGGGUAUCGCCUCUGUCGCCGUUGAAGAUGUCAGGGGGGAUAAGAGCAGGCAGAAUAUACCGAACAAGAAACAGUUAUCAGACCCUUUUCGCAUGGGACUAAUCACUGAAGGUGGUUUGAGCUAUCGGCAGACUGUUGUGGUUCGAUCCUACGAGGUUGGGCCCGAUAAAACCGCAACGUUGGAGACCAUACUCAAUCUUCUUCAAGAAACUGCACUGAAUCAUGUAUGGCAAUCAGGACUACUUGGCGAUGGAUUCGGGGCAACUCACGGCAUGAUCAAGAAUGACCUCAUCUGGGUUGUUUCAAGAAUGCAUCUCCAAGUUGAUCAGUAUCCUAUAUGGGGAGAAGUGGUGGAUAUCGAUACGUGGGUUGGAGCCUCAGGGAAGAACGCAAUGAGGAGAGAUUGGUUGAUCCGAAGUCGUCAUAACGGGCAUGUGUAUGCCCGAGCAACCAGCACAUGGGUCAUGAUGCAUCGGCAUACAAGGCGCCUCUCAAAGAUGCCGGAAGAGGUGAAGGAGGAGUUAUGCCCAUGGUUCAUUGAGAGGCAGGCAACUGUAGAUGAUGCAGCCGAGAAGAUAAUCAAGUUAGACGACAACGCUGUGUAUGUGGAUUCUGAUCUCAAGCCAAAGAGGAGUGAUUUGGAUAUGAACCACCAUGUCAACAAUGUUAAGUAUGUCAAAUGGAUGCUUGAGACUAUUCCUGAUGAAUACUUGGAGACCCAUCAGCUCUCUAGUAUCAUUUUAGAGUACAGAAGAGAGUGUGGCAGCUCUGACAUAGUGCAAUCCCUCUGCCAACCAGACGAAAAUUGGACCAAUGACAAAGAAGGAAAUUAUAUGAACCUAAUGAAUGGAUUCAAUCUUGCAUCAGAGAUCCUAGAGGGUCGCGGGUUAUCGGGUUUUCUAGAUAACACCCCAACGAGAUAUACCCAUCUUCUUCAGAUCAAAGGAGAGAAGAAAAACGAAGAAAUUGUUAGGGGAAGGACUACAUGGAGGAAAAAGUCCAAUGCAUGCAUAAAUGGAAGUGGCUAAGAUGAAGAGAUAUUUAAGUAUUGCUUUGCCCCCUUGCACAUUUCACUAAAAUAUGUAAUAACACCAUGCUCAGAGAUAAGCAUGAUUUUUUUUUUCUUUCCUCUUCUCAGUUUUUGCUUCGGUUUUUAUACUUGAAUGUGUAAAUGUCUCAAGAGAAGAUGUAAAGUUGUCCUCAGUUUCCAUUUAUAAAUGAACUAGUGUGUACCCCGUGCAAAGCA
Molecule: messenger RNA, 2015 nt
Organism: Asparagus officinalis (garden asparagus)
Lineage: Eukaryota; Viridiplantae; Streptophyta; Magnoliopsida; Asparagales; Asparagaceae
Product: oleoyl-acyl carrier protein thioesterase 1, chloroplastic-like
Exons: 6
Coding region: 598-1797 (399 amino acids)
Biological process (GO): fatty acid biosynthetic process
Molecular function (GO): acyl carrier activity; fatty acyl-[ACP] hydrolase activity
Source: RefSeq, a predicted model, not a curated record